CCUCAUCUCUUCUGGAGAUUCUCUCCAGAACCAAGAACUACUUAUCUCUGUGAUGAUGUCCCUCUGUUGCUAAGCUCCACUCACCCUAUGAACCUGGGACGGAAGAGUUCCGAGGAGUGAGCGGUGGCCCUGUGGAUGGGAGAGAGCAGGUGUCCAAGAUGCUGAGGGUUAUUGUGGAGUCUGCCAGGAUUAACCCACCUCUCAGCCCCCCGCCCAAACCCUGUGUGACUAUCUACUUCAGAGGUGUAAAGAAAAAAACCCGUGUGGAGGAAGGAAAUGGCCCCAGCUGGAAUGAGACCUUGAUCUGGCACCUCUGGAAUCAACCACUGGAAAAUGACUCCUUCCUGCAAGUCAUUCUUCAGGAUUCGGUCUCUAAAAAGAAAGAAAGGUUCAUUGGCCUGGCCACUGUACUGCUCAAGCCCCUGGUGCAAAGGCCAAAUGAAGUCUUUUUUGUGAAGAACCUUAUCCUGCUCAACCAUUCCAUGAAGCCUACGAAUUGUACUGUCACCCUACAGGUGGCCCAAAGAUAUGUCCAGGAAACUGAGAUGACAGGCGAUGAAGAACUCACAGGCGCAAUCAUGAACAAGGUGACUCAGCAGAAACUAAUGAUCCCUGGCUUCACCAUGCACAGGGCUCUGGCUUCCAAGCCUCAACACUUUCAGGUUCGGCUGAAGGUGUAUGAAGCACGCCAGCUCCUGGGCAACAACAUCAAGCCAGUAGUGAAGAUAAACAUUGCAGGCCACCGGCAUGUCACUCGGAUCAAGACAGGAAACAAUCCUUUCUUUGAUGAGGUAUUCUUCCAGAACUUCCAUGAGGUUCCUGCAAAGUUCUUUGAGGAGAACCUCUUAAUCCAGGUGGUGGACUCUGUGGCAUCAAGAUCCAAAGCAGAGAUUGGGAGAUUCCAAACAGACAUUGGGUUUAUCUACCAUUCCCCAGGUCACACACUCCUUAGGAAAUGGUUAGGCCUCUGCCAGCAAAAGAAGACCACCAGAGGAGUGAGAGGCUACCUGAAGGUCACCAUCUCUGCCCUCGGUGUGGGAGAUCAGGCGUUGGUAGACCAAACGCUGCCCUAUGAGACUGACACCAAGGUCCAGAUCUACAAGUCCACAGCAGUUCCCGUCAGCCUGGCCUACUUACAGUUCUUCAUCUACUGUGCAGAGGACAUCCAUUUCAGGAAGCACCAGUCAGCUGCUCCUGCCUUGGAGGUGGAACUAAUUGGGGACAAGCUCAGGACACAACCACAGAGCCAGUCUGACAGCCCAAUAUGGAACCAAAUCCUCACCUUCCAGAUUCAGCUGCCCUGCCUCUCUAGCUACAUCAAGUUCAGAGUCUUGGACUGCUCUAAACACAACUGCCAGGAAGAGAUCGGCUCUGCCAGCUUGUGCCUCAACCAGAUCUCGUCCACCGGCGAGGAGAUCCAAGGCAUGUGCUCUGGUUUCCUGCCCUGCUUUGGCCCUAGCUUCCUGACUCUCCGUGGGGGUAAAAAGGCCCCUUUCAGGACCCCAGAGGAAGGCACUUGUAUUCUUGACACUGUCAGGGAUGGUUUAGCUUAUCGAGGCCGAAUCUUCCUGGAGAUAAUUACCAAGAUCAAGUCUCAGCAAGACACUGUGAUAAAAGACCUGUCUCAGGAAGUGACCUGGGUGGAGAGGCAGCAGUAUCGCCACAAGUAUGGGCUGUGCGUCAUCUUCCUUUCCUGUACCAUGAUGCCCAAAUUUAAGGACCUGAUUCAAUUCGAGGUCAGCAUGGGCCACUACGGAAACAGGACGGAUCCCAACUACAAGCCUCUCGUGUCAACCACACAGCACAGCCCGGUGAUAUAUGACGGGAAUACGUACCAUUAUGUACCCUGGUAUGACAUGAAGCCUGUGGUGGCUGUGACCUCCAACUGGGAGGAUGUCAGCUUCCGAAUGAACUGCCUCAACCUCCUCCACAUCACCCGGGAUCACCUGAAAGCCAACCUGGACGUGCUGAAGUCCAUCCGGAACCCGAGGGAUCCGGCUCUGCUCCAACAGUGGGAGAAGUUGCUGAGGGAACUAGUGGAGGACUGCCGGCGCCCUCUGCCUUGUAUGACUGAUCAGCCCAAAGCGAACAACUUGGACAAUAACAAAUGGCAGCUCCGCAGCUGUCUUCUGCAGCAACUAGCACAAAGGGCCGAGGAGGCCGAUCCGAAGCACAUGGUGGACACUGCAGAGGACUGGCUGCGCCGCCUCAACACUGUGAUCCCUGAGCCCCAAGAGAGCCUUCCUGAUGUGAUGAUCUGGCUGAUGACCAAACAGCAGCGAGUGGCCUAUGCUCGGGUACCUGCCCACACGGUCCUGUUUUCCCCAGCAGGAGCCCUGAGCUCUGGCAAGUUCUGUGGGAAGAUUCAGAACCUCCUCUUACAGUACCCAGAAGGUGAAGGAGAGAACACACUCCCAGCCUACCUCCGGGUCUGCAUGUGGCUUGGCAACGUCACACACAGCAAGAACCUGAAGCUUCUGCAGCAGGGCAACAUGGUGGUGUAUGCAGAGACGUAUGAGAAUCAGGCCAAGCACAAAGAUCAGUGGGGACAGCAGGGACUGCACCACUGCCCCCACUUCUCAGAUGUCAUGGGACGCAAGGCUGUCCCCAAGACAGAGUUCAAGGCUCCCCCAGGAUGGCAUUGGCAGGACGACUGGAUGGUGGAGCCUCAGAGGAGACUCCUCCUGGACAUAGACAUCAACAAGAGCCAGGUUCUGGAAGAGGUGUAUGAGAACCAGUGCCGCAACACAGCAGGUGCCUGGGUGCCUGCAGCUAUCCCCAACACAGAUGUGAACGGACAGCCUGUGGGAGCCCUGAAGAAUGUGAAGUGUCCCGAAGGCUGGCACUUUAAGAAGAAUUGGAUCGUGGAGCUCAACCAUGCAGUGGACAGUGCAGGCUGGGAGUAUGGAGUGGGGAUCCCACCCUCUGGCAUGCCCCAGAUCUGGAACUCGGUGGAAAAGACUUACCAUUCAUUCCGCCGGAGACGCUGGGUGCGUGUGCGCUUCCGGAACCACAGGAAGCCGGAGCCGGGCCAGGAGCAUAGCCAGGAGCAGGAGACCCUCUCCUUCCUGCAGACGCAAGACCUCGAUGAGAGAAAGGAAGGCUGGGAGUACGGCACCUUUGACUCCAAGUUCCACCUGGACCCACAGCCCACAAGCCGGUUCCGUCGCCGCUGUUGGCACCGGCGGCUGGCACCUAACAAGGAAACGGGUGUCACUUCCAUAUUCCUCUUGGAAGGUUCCUUGGCUGUGGAGCUGGAAAACCAACCGAAGAAGGAGCAGGAGAAGACGUUGUCAUGGCAACAUUGGAGGGACUCCUGGAGGCACAACCCGGAGGAUCCCCGCAUUCCCACCAUGCCUUUCAUCUAUUGCAUCUUCAACAAACCUAACUACUACCAGCUCUUCUGCUAUAUCUACCAGGCCCGGAAUCUGAUGUACAAUCAGCUCUUAACCUUUCAGGAGCCUUUCAUCCGAGUGGUCUUCUUGAACCACAGCCUGUGCACCCAGACCCUGCAAAGCUCUGCAGCUCCGACGUGGGCCCAGACACUCAUCUUCCAGCACCUUCUGCUGUUUGAGGACCCCAAGGAAACCAAAGAGAACCCCCCGCUUGUGGUGCUGGAACUGUGGCAGCAUGACUCACGGGGAAACAAGAUUUUGUGGGGACGGAGCAUGUGGCCCCCAGUAGUCUGGCUGGACAUCCAAGGCUGGGUCUUGACCCCCCUGAGGUGGCACCCCCUUGCCAAAGAGUUGGGAGAGGAAGAGGCCGAGAUCUUUGCAUCCUGUGAGCUAAUCCUCGAGACACAGAAGCUGAAAGACACCCACCUGCCAAUCCUAAGUGUCCCCUGCAAGAAUGGGAUUUACAUGCUGCCCAAGGGCAUCCAGCCUACCGUGCAAAGGAUGGCCAUUGAGAUUCUGGCCUGGGGUCUUCGAAACAUGAAGAAGGUGCAUUGCCCCCAGCUUCUGGUGGAAUGUGGGGAAGAGUCCUUGAGGACAGAGCCCAUCAGCAACUUCCAGGAGAAUCCUAACUUCCCUACGUCCACCUUCUUCCUCACGGUGUUGAUGCCUGUGGAGGAGACCCACGCACUGCCUGUGGUGGUGAAAGUGGUGGACAACCAAGUCUACGGGCAGCAGAUUGUGGCCGGUCAAGCCAACAUUGACUUCCUCCAGCCCUAUUUCUGUGACCCCUGGGCUCUGAACUACAAACCUGUACAGCUGCCAAUCCUGUCUUUGAAGAAGCCUGACACUUUCCUAGACUUCCUCUACAAGAAGUUCUGGUUCACUUCCAGGAAAGAUGAGGAUGACUAUGAGCACGACGUGGACUGGUGGAACAAGCUCUUCUGGGCCACAGGCGAUGAGGACAAGACCCUGAAGUACAAAUACAAAAGCUACCAUACCCUAAAGGUGUAUGACUGUGAGCUGGAGGCAGUUCCAGACUUCCAGGGCCUGCAGGACUUCUGUCAGACCUUCAAACUUUACCAGGAAAAGCCCAAGGUGGACAGUCCUGUGGUAGGAGAAUUCAAGGGCCUCUUCCGUAUCUACCCCUUUCCUGAAGACCCGGAGGCCCCUAAACCCCCACGACAGUUCUCCUCUUGGCCCGAGAUUGAGGACUUCCCUCAGCAGUGCCUGGUGCGGGUGUACCUGAUACGCGCCAUCAACCUGCAACCACAGGACUACAAUGGCCUGUGUGACCCUUACGUGAUCCUGAAGUUGGGAAAGACAAAACUUGGCAGCCGGGACUCCUACUAUCCCAAUACUCUGGAUCCCAUCUUUGGCACGAUGUAUGAACUCACCUGUAAAAUCCCACUGGAGAAGGACCUGGAGGUCCAGCUCUACGACUUUGACCUAAUCACUUAUGAUGACGAGAUUGGAACUACAGUUAUUGACCUUGAGAACCGACUUCUGUCUAGCUUUGGAGCCCGUUGUGGACUCUCGAAAUCCUACUGCAAGUCAGGACCAUUUAGGUGGCGGGAUCAGAUGACCCCGAGCUCCCUGUUGGACCAGUAUGCCAAACAGAAAGGGCUGCCUCCGCCUGUAUUUGACCUUGAGGAUGACUCUGUUGUCUACAAUGGGAAGAAGUUUACGCUGCAGAACUUUGAGUCCAAGCCCCCUACCUUUAAGAGUUUGGGGCCUAAGAAGGAGCGCCUGGCACUGUACAUCCUGAACACCCAGGGGCUGGUUCCUGAGCAUGUGGAGACCCGCACACUAUACAGUAACAGCCAGCCAGGUAUUGACCAGGGGAAAAUACAAAUGUGGGUGGAUAUCUUCCCCAAGAUGCUGGGACCUCCUGGGCCCCAAGUCAACAUCAGUCCCAGAAAGCCUAAACGGUAUGAACUUCGUUGUAUCAUCUGGAGUACCGCCCAAGUGGACCUGGUUCGCCAGACCUUAAGUAAAGAAAAGAUGAGCGACAUCUACAUCAAAGGGUGGCUAUUUGGGCUAGAGAAGGACACACAGAAGACAGAUGUCCACUACCACUCCCUGACUGGGACGGCCACCUUCAACUGGAGGUUCAUCUUUACCCUGGACUACCUGGCGACAGAGCGCGUAUGCGUCCAAAGUCAGAAGGACUACAUAUGGAGCCUGGAUCCCACAUCGAUUAAGUUCCCAGCCCGGCUCAUCAUCCAGAUAUGGGACAAUGACUUCUUCGCCCCAGAUGACUUCUUAGGGGUCUUGGAGCUGGAUUUAUCGGACAUGCCCCUUCCGGCUCAGAGCAUCAAGCAAUGCUCCCUCAAGAUGAUGGAAGCCGACUCCAAAUGGUCCUACAUGCAGCAGAAGCACAUCUCUCUUUUUAAGAAGACCAAUGUAACUGGGUGGUGGCCUUGUCAGGUCUACCAAGAUGACAAGUGGCGUUUGUCGGGUAAAGUGAAGAUGACCCUUGAGAUGCUGCCAGAGAAAGAAGCUUUAAUCAGGCCGGCCGGACGAGGCCAGUCCGAACCCAAUCAAUUCCCUACGCUUCAUCCUCCUGUACGCAAUGACUCGGCUCUCUUGUGGUACCAAUCACCUAUUAAAAACUUCUGCUACGUUGUCUGCAAACGCUACCGCUCCAAAAUCAUCUGCUUAGUGGGGACCCUGGUCUUAGGGAUCAUACUGUUCAACUUCGUCUAUUCAGCUCCGAGCUAUUUGGCCAUGAAGUUGGUCAAACCUGAACUUCGGCUGAAUCCACCCAUUAAAAUAGUGAACCUCAUCGGCUCAGUGAACACCAGCCAUAUCAACUCUUCCAUCUUUACCAUGGAGGGCUCAAAACUACAGCCUUUAGAAGAUCAGAAGCCAGCAUCCCUCCAAGGACCCAAGAAACCCGUAACAGAGAUUCCAGCUCAAGGAUAG
Messenger RNA from Acomys russatus (golden spiny mouse), 6320 nucleotides. It is a transcript of the gene Fer1l5, whose product is annotated as fer-1 like family member 5. Bases 159 to 6320 code for a protein of 2053 amino acids. Gene Ontology annotation, molecular function: calcium ion binding; calcium-dependent phospholipid binding. Gene Ontology annotation, biological process: negative regulation of phagocytosis; T-tubule organization; vesicle fusion. The record is from RefSeq and is a predicted model, not a curated record. Gene Ontology annotation, cellular component: T-tubule; cytoplasmic vesicle; membrane. Lineage: Eukaryota; Metazoa; Chordata; Mammalia; Rodentia; Muridae. The transcript is spliced from 53 exons.